This is a messenger RNA of Exaiptasia diaphana, 969 nucleotides long. RefSeq names its product thyrotropin receptor-like. The record is from RefSeq and is a predicted model, not a curated record. The transcript has a single exon. NCBI's taxonomy places the organism in Eukaryota, Metazoa, Cnidaria, Anthozoa, Actiniaria, Aiptasiidae. Gene Ontology annotation, biological process: G protein-coupled receptor signaling pathway. Gene Ontology annotation, cellular component: membrane. Gene Ontology annotation, molecular function: G protein-coupled receptor activity. Bases 1 to 945 code for a protein of 314 amino acids.
AUGAUUGGUUCUGAGGAAGAGAGGAUCUUUUGGUUGGUUGUAUUCGUUUUGGAAGCAGUCGUCAUCAUAUUUUGUAACGUCCUCGGUAUUGUGAUCUUCACAAGAAAACACCAUCACUUCAAACCAUGUCUUCUACUGACGAACCAGUGUUUUGCAGAUUUUAUCAUGGGAAUUGGAGUGUUUUUCUACUGUUAUGACUUGAUGAAUAACCGACUUGAAUAUAAUCCAGAUUGCACCAAGAUGAAUGAUCUUCUCAGGACAAUAAUCUUCAUGCUCCCUAUGCCGGCAUCGAUGUAUUCUCUUGCUGUAAUUGCCCUUGAAAGAGCAUUUGCUGUAUUCUUCCCAUUUCGACAUCGUAGUCUGCAGACAAAGCACUAUCGUUACGCAAUAUUGAUAACAUGGUUGACGAGCUUCAUCACAACAAUAUGUUAUGUUAUUUCUCACUGUAAUGCAUUCAAUCCACAAGUAGUUGAAAUAAGUAUGUUAGUGUUUAUGGGAACAAUGUCAAUGGCCGGUAUGACUAUAAUGUUUUCCUAUGUUUCUAUCUAUAUAAAGCUCAAAUUCUUCCCAAUCUUUCAAAACAAUGCCAGUGCCAGGAAACAAAUAAAACUCUGCAGAACUUUAUUCAUUGCGACUUUAGCAUCGGCAUUGACGCUUUUGCCAAUGGGUAUUAUAACAGUGUACUCCCAGUUGCAUUGCGGUAGUAGGGCCGUGAUCACGUGCUUCCCAGGAUCUGUGCAUUAUACUGCAUUGGUGAUUCUCAUAUCAAACUCCUUCAUUAACUUCUUUAUCUAUUCCUGGAGAUUUCCUGAAUUUGGAAAGGAUGUGAAAGACAUUUUUGUUGGUAUUAGAAUGUGUGCUGUUCAAGUAGAUGCGAACCCGCAACCGACGAGGAAAACUAAACCUGAGCAGGGUCGAGGAGCGGCUGUUAUAAGUCGACUCUAGGGGUGCUUUCCAUUUAGGCAGAAC